AUGACCUUCGCCCUGUCUCCCAGUCUGCAGGCACCGGUGCACAGGCGGCCGGAGGAAGAUGCCGGAGCAGAGUCUGCAGCAGAAGUCCUGGAGGAGUCCCUGACCUUGCCGUUCCGGUACGGGGCGCCCAGCCUUUUUCCCGAGGCGCUGGUCGGACCAUGGGUCCGUGGUUAUGCGGUCAUCAAUGUGCGCGAGGGCUUCAUCUGUGAAGAGCUGGAUGACAUCUUCUCUCUCCAGGUCUUUCCGGAGAUCAUCUACCCGCCCUGGGGCGAGUGGGUGCUCAACGUUUCCCGGAGCACCCCGCAGAUCCUUGAGUGGGUCCCGAAGAUGGACGUCGACGGCAUCUGCUCCCGCCGGGUCAUCCGCUGGAUCCGGCCCUGGCUCCUGGAGGGGCGCCUGCUGGUCGACUCGGCCGGGCACGCUGCAGUCAACGGCUCUUACGUCCCAGACUUUUCCGGCAGCGCUGUGAGGUACGUGAAGACGCCGGCCGAGGGGCCCAAGGCUGUGGAGCUGCGCCACAUCGACCCGCACUGGGCCUUCGUCUCUGUGGAGGAUGGCAAAGAGCAGCUCCUGUACACCGCUGUCGCUGAUGCACUGGUGGGCCAGUGGAAUACGGACAGCCAGCUGGCAAAAGCCUCCGGUGCCCUGCCAGGGCCCAGAAUCAGCUUUUGGCAGCAGGCGCCCGACGAGGACCUGCUGGCUGCCCAGAAGAGCCUUGCUCUGAACGUGCGGCCCCGCUGCGUUUGCCGACUUCCCUCUGAGGCCGCUGCUAGCAUGGUCGUCUCCGAGGGCGUCGCCGCUCACUUCGCAGGUGACGCCGUGGUCUUCGUCGACUUUGAGACCGACGGCACCCCCGAAGAGGCGUUUCCCGCCCUCGGCGCCCCGCUGCCGGCCACGUGGCGGCUGCAUCUUCCAGCGCGAGCGGGUGCGGGUGGCGGGCUGAACCAACCCGGCGAAGAGGGCGGCUGCGACUUGCCAGGGGCCCUGCGCCAGGGACUCGAGGCCCUCCUUGUCAAAGGCGCGGGCACCGUGGCCAUCAGUGCCAAAGGUGGCAGCCCCGCAGACAAAGAGGCCCUGGCGGCCGCGGCCGUCACCGCGCUCUUGGACGUGGCUGGCGAAGGCCGUGAACGGCGCACGGGCAGGAAGGUCAGUGGCUCCAAUGCGGCGAACUCCGCGGGCAGGCCACUUGAGCUGCACCUCGUGGUCGAGGGUCCACCGCCCGACAUCCUCCGCAGCCGCGACGCCGUGGAAAGAGCCAUCGCCAAGCGCAGUGACCUGGCAUCUCCGUAG
Symbiodinium natans is the source of this 1290-nucleotide messenger RNA. Lineage: Eukaryota; Dinophyceae; Suessiales; Symbiodiniaceae. The record is from the annotation of a GenBank genome assembly.